Molecule: messenger RNA, 1921 nt
Organism: Ricinus communis (castor bean)
Lineage: Eukaryota; Viridiplantae; Streptophyta; Magnoliopsida; Malpighiales; Euphorbiaceae
Product: 2,3-bisphosphoglycerate-dependent phosphoglycerate mutase 1
Exons: 9
Coding region: 454-1497 (347 amino acids)
Biological process (GO): glycolytic process
Molecular function (GO): intramolecular phosphotransferase activity
Source: RefSeq, a predicted model, not a curated record
AGAAGAAAAAUUGCAUCAGAGAACAACAAAGAAAAAGAAAAAGAGAAAAAAGGAAAUUUCCAAAAAGAAAAACGCCAAGUCGCGUAGCAAUAUUUAUGUCUGUCGCAAACUGGUAAAAGAAAAGGAAACAUGUCAAAUGUUAUAUAACAUUGUGAUCUUCUCAUUCGCAUCUAAAAGACAACUGCCCUCUCUCUUUUCUUCGGUGUCUUCUAUAUUUGCAUGAUUCCUCACAUUUCACACAGCCAUCUAACUUCACCUAUUCAUCUUCCAUUUCUUUGUCCAUUGAAAUGAACGUAUAACUUAUUAGUCCUGCAUUUCAGUAUUUUUGUUUGCUUUGCCAUCACCGUCAUCUUCUCCGUCAACUUUUCUUGUAAUCAACACUCUCUCUCUCUCAUUUCUUGCAUUUUCUUUUCUGAUUCCUCGUUUUCUCCGCAUACUGCCUAUAUAACCAGAAUGGCCAGUGCUGUGUUUCACCAAUCAAUAGGGACUCUUCAAUCCCAUCAACAUCUCCAUAACUCUGGAUUUAAUCAGGAGUUUCAGAAUAUUUCUGUGAAGUUGAUUUCAAAAUGUUCUAAGGUUGAUAUGGGAUUGUCAAUGUCAAGAAAGGGGGAAUUUUGCUCUGCUAAGAGGAAUUUUCAUGUUGUUCAAGCCUCAGCUUCUCAAACUUCAGUAGUUGAUCCUGUUUCAACCCCCUCAAAUGGCAGCACAAACGAAAUUAAAAAUAAAUCAAGCGAGGCAGCUCUAAUACUGAUUAGGCAUGGUGAAUCAUUAUGGAACGAGAAGAACCUGUUCACGGGUUGUGUUGAUGUUCCAUUAACAAAGAAGGGUGUGGAAGAGGCAAUUGAAGCUGGUAAGAGAAUCAGUAACAUACCUGUCGACAUGAUAUAUACAUCAGCCCUGAUUCGCGCACAAAUGACUGCUAUGCUCGCCAUGACCCAGCAUCGUCGUAGAAAGGUGCCAAUAGUUAUGCACAAUGAGAGUGAGCAGGCAAGGGCAUGGAGUCAAAUCUUUAGUGAUGACACAUUAAAGCAAUCCAUUCCAGUUAUAACAGCUUGGCAAUUAAAUGAAAGAAUGUACGGGGAAUUGCAAGGUCUGAAUAAGCAGGAAACAGCAGACAGAUUUGGAAAAGAAAAAGUUCACGAGUGGAGGAGAAGUUAUGACAUACCUCCACCAAACGGUGAGAGUUUGGAAAUGUGCGCUGAAAGAGCUGUUGCUUAUUUUAAAGAUCAGAUUGAACCCCAGCUUCUUUCUGGGAAGAAUGUGAUGAUUGCUGCCCAUGGGAACUCGUUGAGGUCCAUUAUUAUGUAUCUGGACAAAUUAACCUCCCAAGAGGUCAUAAGUUUAGAACUAUCAACCGGAAUACCUAUGCUUUACAUUUUCAAAGAGGGCAGGUUUAUUAGGAGGGGAAGCCCUGCAGCACCAACUGAGGCUGGGGUCUAUGCAUAUACUAGGAGAUUAGCUCAAUACAGGCAGAAGUUAGAUGAGAUGUUGCAUUAGUACGUCAAACAAUUGGACUGCCUAUCACCGUACCACAAUCCUGGAUUCCCGGUGUCAAAGAUCAAAGUAAGAAAAUGAAAGAAAGCUUGCAUGCGAUGUCUACCACUGGAAGCAACUGUGUCUAUCUGUUUUAUGGAUCUCUAGAGUCUACUUGUUUCGCGUCCUUGCCCGUGUUCCUUUCAGGGUAUAUAUGUGAGUAACUGAGAGUUAGUGAUGUUCAAUUCCUGUGAUAGAUAGACUCAACUAAGAGGAUUUUUAAUGUAAGAUGUUAACCUUUUUUAGCUGUUACAAAUUUGAUAUAGUAACAGGAAGAGUAAAUUUCUAGUUUUGCUCUUUGCUUUCUGUGGGAAUACCGGAUACGAAUAGUGUCGGUGCAUUGAGAAAUGAGAAGUAAAAGGAGGUUUUCUUGUUUUACAACAACAAA